ACGUUGCGGGCUAAAGAAGGGGUUGCAUAUUCCCUUUUAGGCGACGUAGCUGCCUGGGCUGCAGCUCUCGACUGUUUUGACUUUUCUCACAGGAUUCUUGAGCUUUUGUUUGUGUGACAGCUCCUCGCAGUAGCUCUUAUCUAGUAUAGAAAACGGCGGCUAGCCAGUAUAUGUUUGAGUAGUGGCCGCGAUCGCUCUAAAACAGAUUUGAAAUCAAAGCCACAGGAGUUGAAGGAUCCUCUCUCUGCAUGAGCUGCUACCUAAAGGCAGAGAGAGAGGAGCCGCAUCCUGCCGCUCACUCUUAUUUCUUCAAUCACUUCUGUCUGAUAAAUGCAGACUAGUCAUCACUAAAAACAGGGGUUGUUACCUCUUGCUGAACGCUGUUUUUACCGACAGCACAUGGUUCCUACAUGUUUUGAAUGGUCAGCAUGGCCCGGCAGUGGUGUGAGGGCCACUCCACAUCCAUACUGUGUGUAGGGGCCGCUGGGGGCCCCGAGGGCCUCCUGGCCUCAGGAUCUGAAGGUGGAGAAGUAACCGUUUGGAGCCAAGAGGGAAGCGUCGUAGGCAGCCUGACUCUCUCUGGUGAGGAGGACAAUACGAGUGUUGUGUUUUCGCCCACGGCCCCAGGCUGGCUGUACGUGUCACACGGAGAGACGGUGAGCAUACUGGACCCUCGGAGCUUGAAGGGCGUUGUGGAGGAGUUUCAGGGUGCAGGGGAGGAGGAGAUCAAUGCUUUGGCACUGAAUGAGACUGGCUCGGCCCUGGCAGUGGCUGAUGACUCCGGGGCGGUUCGGAUAUUGGAGCUUCCCGGGGGAAAGGUCUGCAGGACGCUCCGCAGACAUACCAACAUCUGCUCUUCGGUGGCCUUUCGGCCUCACAGGCCCAACAACCUGGUGUCUGCUGGACUGGACAUGCAGGUGAUGCUGUGGGGUCUGCAGAAGACCCGUCCGCUUUGGACCCUCAACCUGCAGGAAGUGGCAGAGGAAGAGGAGGAACAUCAGCAGAGGGCCGGUCAGCUUUUCAACCCACCGCUGGCCCACUGUGUCUCUGUGUCGAGCUGUGGGAACGUGUUGGCCUGUGCAGCCGAGGACGGGCGGGUGCAUCUGAUGCGGGUCGGCAGCGGCUCGAAACUUGAGCAGCAGGGAGCUGUCAAGGCCCACAGUCAGGGAGCCUCGCAGGCACACUUUGUUAGUUUCCUUUCCCACCCAUACUGGCUCGCCACAGGGGGGAACGAUGGUCGGGUGGCCCUCUGGGACCUCAGCCAGGACCCAGUGGUGACACCAGAAGGGACGGGCAAAUCUCAAGCUGCACCCCAUCGCAGGAAGCUCAAGGGCAAGGCGAGAGCCAAACAGCCGUCUCAGGAUAAAGCAAAGAACAAAUCGAAGGCCCAACCAGACAAAGAGGAGGCUGAGAAGGAGGCAGGGGGGUGCAAGGAGGCAGAAGGAGCAGAGGAAGCGGUGAAGUCCGGGCCCAAACUCAGUAUCAACCAUGAGCACAAGGUGAACUGGGUGUGUCCUGCUGUGCUAAAAGGAGAGCCCAGUUUGGUAGUAGCAGAUCAGAGCUCCAGUCUGACGGUCUACACUCUCUCAGGACUAUAGAGCCAUGUAGGUUAUUCCUUUGUCUGGGCUGUAGCAAUACACUAUUUUGACUUGCCUUAGCAUUUCUAACCAGCAUUUAUCAACUCUUCAGAGGCCAGACUGAUGUGUUUUCUGCUCUGUUAGGAGCUGGCUGUAUUACCUCGCUGCAAGAAUUCUUAAAAGGAUGUUUGGCUCAUUAUUCCUAAGACAGAGCCCUUUCUUAUUCUGCUUUCGGGAACCUGCACUAUGGCUAAAAUACAAAAACAAUCACCUUAAUCCCAGAAAACACUGUGCAGUACAAAGCCACAAUUGGAGGUCAAAUCUUCACAGCUGCAAACAUAUUACACAAAUAGGUUUCGCAUUGCAUUGCGUACAACUUAAUAUUUACAAAGCUCUCUCACUGGUCUUAUUGACUUUCAGCUUUACUCUAUAUAGUUUAAUGGGGGGCUUGGUGUGUGUGUGUGUGUGUGUGUGUGUGUGUGUGUGGUCCUAGAAAAAAUUUAAUUCUGUCCUCUUUAGUAUGUUGUGUUGUCUGACACACUGGAUCCAUUAUAUUUUUGUACACAAUAAUUGCAUUUUUGCAGACUAUGAAAUUGCCACACAAGACAGAAGCGUCUGCUUUGUAUGGGUAAAUAAUUUGCCCAGCGCCUGCCACGUUAACAGAGUAAAAACACCCCUGUCCCGAUCUAAACCAGGUGCUGGACAGAAACACAAGACAUCGAGCGAAUGUUGGGGCCACACAAGAUGUGACGUUUCAAACACACUGCUCUUCAUCAGACGAAAGACAGAUGGAAACACAGCGCCACUGAAAAGCCAAACUUAUGUUCCUGAAGGUGCUGUGCUUUAUGCCUGUUUGGGGGCCUGUGGUUUGUCAUGUGACCUAGCUCUUCAGGGACGUGUGGCGGCUUAAUGGCUCUGUUUUUCAGCUGUCUUAUGGUGGACUAAUGAAAACCCAUGUGCUCAAAACAUCACAAAGUGGUGUUAGUAAGUUCAUAUAUCUUUGGAGAAACUGUGUGUGUGUGUGUGUGUAUAGUCUUCUAUCCCAUGCUUGGUACAUGAAAAGAUGUGAUCUCAAGUAGUUUGUUACUUAGAAGUGUGAUUAAACUGUUGAUAAACUAUUGUGAAAAUCCCACUUUUAACUGCUUGAUCAUGCCAGUUUUUUAUGCUAUGCAUGUGUGACUGGUAAACCUCCUUCUGCCACUUCACAUAGACUGCACUGUAACUGUGAUAUGAUUUGACUCGGCAACUUGACUUGUCCCUCACGCUGAACUGACAAAAUUGUCCUUUUCCUCUUGUUCUAUAGAUUGAUAUUGAAUGAACCAAGCGAUUUAUAUUGGAAAACUUUUUUUUAACAAGCUACACAUCUAAAAACAAAUGCAAAACAGGUCUUGUACGGAUGUCAAAAAUGUAUACAUUCAUCGACAAUGCACCAAAUUCACUCAGUCCAACAGAAGAAGAAAUAUAAGGCCAUUCUUUUGCACACAGACAAGAUUAUUCUAUAAAGCUACAAUGAAAAAAAGGCACACUGCUGACUCUGGAAUGCAAAGUCACUGAUUUAAAUGCCGCACACAUGUAUUUUUUUUUUCAAAGAGCAAACUUGUUGGGGCAGAAAUUUAAGAAAUGGUCUGAGAUGGUCCAGCCAAAAUGGAUGACAGCCUAUUAUCAAAUGUCUUUAUGUUGCAUGUAUGCACAACAAAUCAUUUUAAUUUACAAAAAAAAACUCUUCAAGGCAUUUUCUCAUCAACACU
Molecule: messenger RNA, 3325 nt
Organism: Myripristis murdjan (pinecone soldierfish)
Lineage: Eukaryota; Metazoa; Chordata; Actinopteri; Holocentriformes; Holocentridae
Gene: wdr53
Product: WD repeat domain 53
Exons: 3
Coding region: 420-1598 (392 amino acids)
Molecular function (GO): protein binding
Source: RefSeq, a predicted model, not a curated record